CAAACAACUUUAGAAUGUGCAGAACAAAAGAAAGGAGUGACUAAACCAACAUUUUUGCGGGAACGGAGUCUGUUUAAGAGUUCAGGUUGGUUCUUUUCCAUAAUACAUCUCAUAAACAGUGUACACAAACUUUUCAUUGCACUUCUUUAAGAUCUUUUAAAUAUUUUCUGUGAGAAUUACUUGGCCCUUGUCGGUCAUGGUUCAGUUCAGGUGUUUGCCAAUCACGAAGAAAUUCGAAAAUGAGAGGAAAUAUCAAGGAGAAAAACAUCACGAGUGUCUUAAGAGUCAAUACUUAUGAAGAUUUAUCUUGGAAACACCACUACGAGAACUAAAGGAACUUCUAAAAAACAAAACUGUUAGGGAUUAAGGUCAAAACCAAGCAUAUGUUUUAUGAUAUUCUUGUCACCCAUAAUAAUAAUAAUAAUAAUAAUAAUACUUUAUUCAAAUACAUAGAUACUCAUAAACAUGUUACACGAUGCAUAUUUGAAAAGGUGGACCGCAAGGUUAUCCCUAUAAAAGGUCCCCUAACUUAACUUUAAAAAUAUUAAAAAAUUUCAAAAACGCGCGUAAAAAUCAUCAGUACAGGUACAAAAUGGUAUAGUAAGAAUGAUAUUUAAAAUGAAAACAUACACAAUUAAAAUAUGAGCUUCUGUGUCAAUAAAUCUUCAUCCAUCUUUUUAAGCCUUUUUAAAAUUUUGUCAAGGCUAAUUUCGUCAGUGAAGAUGGUUUAGCAAACUGUUCCAGUCUUUUUCUCACGAAGAAGGAGUCCUUAAAGAAGUUAACUUUAGCUAAUUUAGUUUGUAUUUUGUAUGGAUGGUUGGCUUUAAUGUUUUUUACCUCUACAAAACUCGAAAUAGUCAUCAAAGUCUAAGCCAUUUAGACCAAACACUGUCUUGUAGCAUUCCACUACAGAGAGGUAUUCCCUUCGAUGCUGAAGUGUGUUCCAGUUUAGCAAUAUACAUCGUUCUUCGUAAGACAUCUCGCGUAGUUUUUGACCGAAAGCGAUUCUCGAUGCUCUUCGUUGUACUUUUUCGAUUGCCAACUUACCUUUAACUAAAUACCGGGCAUGCGUAUUCUAGGAUUGGUCUAACCAAGGACUUAUAGAGCAUAGAGAAAAUUUCCCUGUUGUUGCCACCAACUGUACAUUUUAGUAAGCCCACCACCUUGAUGCUUUAGUCACAAUUGCAUCCACGUGGUUCGACCAGGAUAAGUCUCUUGACACAUGAGCACCCAGGUCCUUCUAUGAGUUAACUGACUCUAAUUCUGUAUUUGACAGAUGAUGAAGAUGUUUACUUCCCACUUCGCUGCUAGUGCAAAGAAUGCUGCUCAAUCUAUCGUUUUAUUAUGUUGCCAAGUUCGGCUAGAUUGCUUUGUUGUUGUGUGAAUACAGAUGAAAAAUAUGAGUUCACCUUCUUAAGGGGAAAGUGUGUAACAUCUUCUGGUGGAAAGAAAUGUCAAGUUAAUUUUUGGGGUUUGGCCUAUUUUCCUUUUAUCGAGAACCAAAUGAACAACAUAAAAAUAACAAUUCGCGCUUUCCAUUAGUUAGCUGGCGUACAUUCGUCACCGGGGAAUAUUUAAAAAAGCGAGGGAAGCUUUCAAAUCGUAACGCACAAAGCGUACAUAUAUUUUUAGUAUGUUUUAGUAUUUUUAGUUUUCAAACUGAGAACUGAAUAAUAUCAUACUGAAGAAACUGACUGACUAACUUCAAUGAGGCUACGCCCUUGUUCGCACCUGAUAAAGAAACAAAAACGAAACAGGAGAACGCAACUACUCAGUUGUUUUACUAUAGGUUUGUUUGAAACAUCGGAUAUAGUCGAGGAGCUACGUCUCGUCACUUAAGAGAGUUAACAUACAUCGAGUUGUCUUUUAAAUCGGGGAAAAAAUUAUAACUCUAGAUUUGAUUGUUUUCGUGCGGCUUCAUGAUAUGUUACAUCCAUUUUUAAGGUACUAAUGAUCGUUGCGAUAUAAUUGGCUUUCAGCAGUGCGAUUUAUCCAUUGAUCGAGCUGAUUCUUGCCCCUGAUCGCUUCUUUUGAUUUGAAGUCGAUCUCGAGGUGCGCACUCGUUCGAUUUUGAACUUCAUACAAUUGCAAAAUUGCCCUCAAGCUGUUGUAAAUUUCUUAAAAGUGAUGAUAUGUUAUGUUCAUGGGUAACUUCUUUCUUACUCAGUUGCUAGUAAAGGAUGCAUUCUAAAAGAUUGGCAGUCGUUGAGGUCGCAAAUAAUUUCCUAUCCUGCCGGGCAAAAGAAGACAUCAAAGAAGGUUCCUUCCUGACUGAUCUCUGGGGUAGAGUCAGCGAGAAGGCUACCAGAUACACCGUACAAGUUGGAAAAAACAAGCACGUGGACCCUGAAGGGAUGAUCAGGUACAUGAAUCAUUCCUGUGACAGCAAAACAAAAUUCAUCUACAAAAAACGCAAAGAUAUCCAUCCAAUCUUAGCUGACGACCAGGAUGUCUUUUGGUACAUGGUGGCUGCUCGUGAUAUCAAGAGAGGCGAGGACAUCACGUUUGACUACAAUGUGACAGAAUAUGAAGUUGCAGAGCGAUUUCGUUGCAACUGUGGGGCUGUAAAAUGUCUCGGUGAGAUAAGAGGCUUCAAGUUUUUGACGCCAGAGCAACAGAAGUUGAGGGAAAAGGAAUUGUCUCCUAUUUUAAGUGAGCUUUGGCAUUAACUUUAAACUUAAAAUUAUUGAUAUCGUGAAGGAAUCGCAGGUGACUAUAUUUCCUCUGUCUUCAUUAUUGCUUGUUUUUUGUCACCAUCGCGCAGAAUCUCUAUUGAUCUCGAGACAUUUACUUCCACACUGUCUAUCUGAAAUGUUUUAGGCGUUUCUUAAUCUGUAGAACUCUGAUUGGUCAAAGAAUACGCUCCUUUUUUUUUCCUCAGGGUACAUUGCUUCUGUCGUUAGCAUGACAAGGUC
Messenger RNA from Pocillopora meandrina, 2915 nucleotides. The record is from the annotation of a GenBank genome assembly. NCBI's taxonomy places the organism in Eukaryota, Metazoa, Cnidaria, Anthozoa, Scleractinia, Pocilloporidae.